AUGUUGACAGAUAAUGGGACCGGCGUGAACGCAUGCAUCGGACACAUCCAAGGGAACUCUUCUCUCGGCAUCCCCGGUGUCUGCAUGGGCGAUGGGCCCGCCGGAGUCGGCAACUCUCUCGACAAUGUCACCGCUUUCCCGGCUCCGGUUGUGGCGGCAAGCUCUUGGGACACGUCGAUACAGUAUGAGUUUGGCCAGGCACUUGCGCAAGAGCACAUGGGCAAAGGCCGCAACAUCGUCCUUGCGCCCACCAUCAACAUCCUUCGCUCUCCCUUAUGGGCCCGCGCUGCCGAAACUCUGUCCGAAGACCCAUGGCUGACCGCGCGAAUGGCGGUCGCCGGCACGAUGGGCAUCCAAAGCCAGGGAGCCCUCGCGUGCCCGAAGCAUCUCGCUGCGUAUAACCAAGACACGAAUAGGUUCGGCAAUGACCCGGAAUGGGUAACAGUCGAUGCGGUGGUCGAUAAGAGGACGAUGCAUGAGCUUUAUCUGCCUGCCUUCAAGGCCAGCGUGCAAGAGGCAGAUGCGGCGAGUGUCAUGUGCUCCUACAAUCGACUCAAUGGCUUCUUCACCUGCGAAAAUGACUGGCUCCUCAACCAGACUCUUCGUCAGGAGUGGGGGUUCGAAGGGUUCGUGGUUGCUGAUUGGUAUUUCUCUACAAGAAGUACCGUUGCUGCUGUCAUGGCUGGACUCGACAUCUCAAUGCCGGGCGGAGAUCUGACAGAUAGUUACGGCUUCCCUGCUUACUACGGUGAGUUAUUGGUGGAGGCUAUCAGCAAUGGAUCGAUACCACACGCACGACUUGACGAUAUGGUCCAGAGGGUUUGGCGAUACAUGUUCAAGCUUGGGCAAGUCGACAAUCCCGUGACCGGAGACUCGACAGCCAAUGUGCGUACCCAGGAGCAUCUGGAUCUCGCACAGCGAAUGGUUGAAGAGGGUACUGUUCUGCUGAAGAAUGACGAAGGCGCCCUGCCUAUCUCUCGAGACAAGUAUUCCAAGAUUGCAGUCUUUGGCAUCGGAGCAACCACGGAGAACCAGGUCUCUGAAAACCACGGUGGCUUCGUCAUUGACUCGACCAUGGUCGUUCAAGCACCCUUUGAUGCGAUCAAGCGUCGAGGAGACGCAGGAAACAUCACGGCCAAGUACUCCAUGGCGUACCCUGGCACUGGGCAGUUUCCCACGGCUCCCUCGAGCAUGUUCAGAGAUGGCGGCGUCAACGUCACAUACUACAAGACAACCGACUUCACCGGCCCCGUAAACGCCACCGAGAUCGUCCCCAACAUAACCAUUGCUACAUACCCAUCAAAUCUUUGGCAAGCAUACCCAGACGUAUUUUCGGCUGUUUACGAGGCGGUUUUCCUUCCAAACACCACAGGAAUGCACCACUUCUCCAUGUAUGGCCAGGGGACCGCGCUGCUGUACUUGGACGACAUUCUGGUAGCCAACAUGUCCUAUGCUAAUUUCGGGAACUACAUCCAAGGUGCAACCUAUCUCGAGGCGGGAUCCGAGGUCAAGCUUCUAUUGAAAUACGACAUGGGCUACUCCUUGUCUACUGGUGCGUAUGGAAUCACUCUUGGCGUAGACGUUGGCAACCAGACCCGAGACACAGCGGCCGACGAGCUGGCCGAGUGGGCGGAUAUCAGCAUCAUUUUCGCUUCGGACCGGAUCUCUGAAGGCGCUGAUAGCGGCCUUGGACUUUCUCUACCUGGCGACCAGGAUGCCAUCAUCAGCCGGCUUGCCAGCAUCUCCAAGAAAACCGUUGUAGUCCUGAACACGAACUCUGCCAUUCUGAUGCCUUGGAUUGAGCAAGUUGAGGGCAUAAUGGAGAUUUGGUAUCCUGGCCAGCAGGUAGGGCUCGCGCUUGAGCGUCUUCUCUUCGGCGAUGUGAGCCCGAGCGGGAAGUUGCCAUUGACCUUUCCCAAGAGCCUCAACGACACCAUACGCAUCAGUACAAGCAUCGAAGUCCCUUAUGAAGAAGGCCUCUAUGUGGGAUACAAGGCUUAUGAUCAAAGCGGCAUCAAACCUUUGUUCCCGUUCGGACACGGCCUGACGUAUUCCAACUUUAGUCUAUCUGGACUGGAGGUAUCUUCAAAUGGCAGCGCCAUUCUAUCCAGAGUGACUUUGUCGAAUCAGGGAAAUACUAAGGCAAAAGAGGUUGUUCAGCUCUAUGUUGGGUUCCCGGAGGCCGCGAAAGAGCCACCAAAGUUGCUCCGAGCUUUUCAAAAGGUUGAGGUCGGAGCUGGUGAGAGCAAGGCUGUAGAGUUGUUGGUGAAGACCGAUGAUCUCAUGGUGUGGGAUGCCUUCACUGAGGAUUGGAUGUUUGUAGAAGGUCAGUAUGAGGUUUUCAUAGGGUUCUCGGCGGGUAAUAUUCAAGCUAGACAGCUCGUGGAGCUGAGUCGAGGCUAGAGCGAUGGUACAUAGAGUUGAGACUCGUUGCCCUCUUAUCAACGAAGCAUCGCUCAGCAACUUGAUCGAAUACCAUGGAGUCAGAGUUAUUUAUUUGCUUCAAGUCAUGAUUACUUGUUAAUUUCCCUCAUCCGCUUCUUAUGCCUUUUUUCCAUGUCCGCCUGCUCACUG
Molecule: messenger RNA, 2574 nt
Organism: Colletotrichum phormii
Lineage: Eukaryota; Fungi; Ascomycota; Sordariomycetes; Glomerellales; Glomerellaceae
Product: glycoside hydrolase family 3 domain-containing protein
Exons: 2
Coding region: 1-2403 (800 amino acids)
Biological process (GO): glucan catabolic process
Molecular function (GO): beta-glucosidase activity
Source: RefSeq, a predicted model, not a curated record